Molecule: messenger RNA, 5652 nt
Organism: Rhincodon typus (whale shark)
Lineage: Eukaryota; Metazoa; Chordata; Chondrichthyes; Orectolobiformes; Rhincodontidae
Gene: slc44a5b
Product: solute carrier family 44 member 5b
Exons: 23
Coding region: 132-2312 (726 amino acids)
Biological process (GO): transmembrane transport
Cellular component (GO): membrane
Molecular function (GO): transmembrane transporter activity
Source: RefSeq, a predicted model, not a curated record
AGGACGAGAGGGGAGGGUAGGGAGAGAGCAGGAUCUGAGACAUAAACACUGAACGCUGUUAAUCCUGGCAGAGGAGGGACACAGAGACAGCGAGGAGGACUGAAAGUGAAUACAAUUAGCAGCGGAUAGCAAUGGGACGCAAAGCAGAACUGCACGAUUCAGUGUUCGGAGAGCCUCGGAGAUUUGAUCCAACGUUCAAGGGACCAAUCCAUAGCAGGCAUUGUACAGACAUCCUGUGCUGUGUGCUGUUUGUUACUGUGAUUCUCGGUUACAUUGUUUUGGGAGUUGUCGCUUGGGUCCAUGGAGAUCCGAGGAAAGUGGUGUAUCCGACAGAUAGCCGUGGCCAAUUCUGUGGACAGAAGGGAACUGUCAAUGAGAACAAGACCAUUUUAUUCUACUUCAACAUCCUGAAGUGUGCAAGCCCUGCAGUCCUCAUCAACCUACAAUGCCCAACGAAACAGGUUUGUGUUGAGAAGUGUCCAAACCAGUUUGCCCGAUACUUCGAUGUGAAAAACAAUUACCGAUGGAACAAAACUUCCUGGGAAUAUUACCGCCAGUUUUGUCAACCUGGCUACAGCAUUCCUCGAAAGUCUGCUUCCCAGGUGAUUCGAGAUGAAGACUGCCCAUCAAUGAUUGUUCCCAGCCGACCCUUUCUGCGCCGUUGCUUUCCUGACUUCACCACCAAGAACGGAAUUCUGACGGUGGCCAACAAGACCACGUUCAAAGAUGGCCAGGGCAGAACCCGCAACGUGACAGACCUGCGGGAUGCAGCUAACAAGGUGACCAUCAUCCGCCACGGACCUAAGAGAGGAAUAAAUUAUGUCCUCGAUGCCAGGGAGAUUUGGAUGAAGAUAUUUGAGGAUUACACCAACUCUUGGUACUGGAUCUUAAUUGGGCUGGUCAUUGCUAUGAUCGUCAGUCUCAUCUUCAUCCUCUUGCUCCGCUUCACAGCCGGGGUCUUGUUCUGGUUUGUCAUCUUUGCCGUGAUCGCGGUGAUUGGUUAUGGGAUCUGGCACUGUUACUGGGAGUACAGCAGUCUAAAGGGUAAACCUGGCAGUGACAUCCCUAUCUACGACAUUGGUUUCCAGAUGGACUUCAGGGUGUAUCUACAGCUCAGGCAGACAUGGCUUGCCUUUAUGAUCUUUCUCUGCAUUAUUGAAGUGAUCAUCAUUCUGAUGUUGAUUUUCCUACGGAAAAGAAUCUGUAUUGCAAUUGCACUGCUCAGGGAAGGAAGCAAGGCCAUAGGAUAUAUCAUGUCCACUUUAUUCUACCCAAUCAUCACCUUCCUGCUCCUUGCUGUCUGUAUUUCCUAUUGGGCGAUCACAGCUAUAUUCCUGUCAACAUCUGGUGAAGCUGUGUACAAAAUUAUGACCAAUCGGGGUCAUUGUAUAUAUGCAAAUAGAACAUGCAAUCCUGAGGUAUUUAACACCAGCAAUGUCACCAAGUUGUGCCCGGGUGCUCAAUGUGCCUUCGCUUUCUACGGCGGAGAGAGUGUUUACCACAAGUACAUCUUCAUUCUUCAGAUCUGCAACCUCUUUGUCUUUUUGUGGCUGGUGAAUUUUGCCAUUGCACUAGGACAGUGCACACUGGCUGGUGCCUUCGCUUCCUAUUACUGGGCAUUCAAGAAGCCAGUGGAUAUACCAACCUUCCCUCUGCUCGCUGCAUUCGGUCGUUCCCUGAGGUACCACACGGGCUCAUUAGCAUUCGGAUCCUUAAUACUAGCCAUCACCCAACUCAUCCGGAUUAUUCUGGAAUACCUGGAUAAUAAACUGAAAGGUGCGCAGAACAAAUUUACCAAGUUCCUUUUCUGCUGUCUGAAAUGUUGCUUUUGGUGUCUGGAAAAAUUCAUCAAAUUUCUCAACAGAAAUGCUUAUAUAAUGAUUGCCAUAUAUGGUAAAAAUUUCUGCACAUCUGCAAAGGAUGCCUUCUUUUUACUGAUGAGGAAUGUCGUGAGAGUCGCUGUGUUGGAUAAAGUGACGGAUUUUCUGUUGUUACUCGGCAAGUUGUUGAUUGUUGGAGGUGUUGGAGUGCUGGCCUUUUUCUUCUUCACACACAGAAUAUCGAUCAUUGCUGGCGAAGCCCCAUCAUUAAACUAUUACUGGGUUCCUCUAGUGACGGUGAUAUUCGGGUCCUAUCUAAUUGCACACGGCUUUUUCAGUGUCUAUGCAAUGUGUGUGGAUACAUUGUUCCUCUGUUUCUGCGAAGAUUUGGAGCGUAAUGAUGGAUCAGCUGAGAAGCCUUACUUCAUGUCACCUGAACUGCACAGAAUCCUGGGACGUUAUGAGUGGAGCCCGCGAAAGGCGAAUGGAUAGUUUGCUUGUGCCGGCCUCGUGCUGUACUCAACCCCUUGCCUCACUAUCUUUUGAUUAAUAUAUAGAUUAUAUAAUCAGGCACCCACACUCCAUCAGAAAGAUCCUCAGUGUAAAAGCUCUCUUCGGUUAGCAACUAAAGAGUUUCGGGAGCUGGUAAACAUUUAACUCCCUGAGUAGAGUUUUAGUUUUUGAAAAGAAAUAACUUUUUUUAAAGACAAUAACAGCAUUUUGCCACCACACACAGAUACAUGUGUGUGUCAUGCAUUCCAUGUCCUGGAAUGUUUUACUGGAAAGGCAAACAAGGAGCUGAAUUUGCAGCCACUCGCUUUCUCACAGAUGAUCGGAUCCAGCUUCAGUGCAAAUUGCCACUAAUUACCAUAAAGGAGUGUGGUAACUUUUAAGUGGGGAAUAUAUUUGGCAUUGAAUAUUAUUGAAAACUGGGGCACAUUGUCGAAACAUUUUGUCUCGCACUCUACAGGACAAGCACGAGAAUGCCUCAUUUCAAAGCAUCACAAUUUAUGUUACAGGAAAGAUUACUGAUUGGUUGACACAUUGAUUCUCAUUGGCUGAGGUGUUGCUGUGGAGAGUGAAUGGGGAAUAUCCAGGCUCUCGCAGCCUCCCAGAUAAUUCGACAAAAGCGCACAAGUCUUGAACAUGUUUCCUUUUCUUUGCGGAGACUGGGUUCCUGUGGAUCAAUGUACUUCAUUUUCACAAGCAUAAAAAACCCAUGUUAGAAGAUUAAAUCCUAAAUUGGUUAUUAGUGCAGCUAUUAACACACCUCAGACUGUCAGCAAGUGCUAUACCCUUUAAUGGUAGCACAUUUAACAGCAGAGGCUAGAUGUGGAAAAUGAUGUGGAAUGUGUUCAAGCAUCCAUUGGCCAAUCAGGAUCAACUUUGACAACCAAUCAGUCCCCUUUCUCUCCUGUUGUGAUUGCUUGAAAUUCUAUUUGUCCUGAUGAAUGCAAGGCAUCAACCUGCAGCACCAUGUCUCUGUAUCCAGUGAGAUUCUCUGCCCUAUUGAGUGACUGAUUGUAUAUCUGGCCUUACAAAUGACCCAGGGCUGUGACCCACAUAGUCCUGGGAUUUAACCUGUGAUCUUUCCAUGUUCCUGUCACACAACAGGAAAUUCUAACUGUAUAUAAAGUCAAAAGACUCUAAUAUGCAAUAAAAGUCUGUACCAGGACCAGUCGAGAGGGUAGAGGUAGGGAAGGGAGGGGGAUUCAUUUCCUGGUUGCCACUCCCAUGGGUCAUGACCCUGCCACACCCUGCCCAUGGAGUGAGACCCCACCUCUUUACUGAAUCGUAGCUAAGUUGCCUCACGUGAGGACUGUAAAGCCAACACUUUUAUGGAACAGUCAAUGGUUUAAGACCCAGUAGGACUCCUUUAGAGCGUGGUUCAGCAAACUGCACAGCUGCACAGCUUAUAGCCUAGGGGUCAUAUGGCUCUCAAAAGAGGUCAAUAUUGAGUUAAAUCCUCAACUUGCUCGUUACAAAGAGGAGAACAUGGGAUUUUCCUUAUUAAUGUGGCCCAGCUAUAACACCGUUACACCCCUCCGACCCUGACCCCCAUGCUGUGGCUAAAUCCACUGAUACUGGACCAUAAAUUCCUGGAGUGACCACAGUGAGCAGUGAUCACGGGAUCAUUCUGACUGUGCAGAGAUAAGCAGCAAUUUGUGGUGUCGGUUGUGGUUCACUGCGUGUUGCUAAAUGGCUCAUGUUAAUCAGUGCCUGGGAUUGUGAAAUCGUGAAUAUCUCACUAAGGGUUUCCCAUUGAAAUCUUUGUCCUGAGUUUCCCCUGUUGUUGGGGGUUAAUAUAUUUUAUGUUAUAAACAGCCUGUGAAUGGGGAGAUCUAUGCCCCCAACAUUUAAACUCAGGCAGUCCAAGCCAGAAAAGGAAGAGCUGCCAACAUGAAAUCUCAUUCUUACAAUGCACAGGCCAUUUGAUCCAUCAUGCCAGUGCUGGCCUUAUCCCACUUUCCAGGCCUUGGUCCGAGCUGUGGAGGUUACAACACUGACAAAGGUCAGUGACUGCCCACUCCAGCAAUGUCCGAGUUCUCUCUGCAGUCCCGACAUUAUCCUGGACAUUUCUGCUGAAUGUCAACACAAACCAUUAGCUUUUUAUUGACCGGGUACAUCAGGGCACACCCCUGAUGGAGGGGAUGGGAUUUGUUUCUCUGAUAGGAGGUGUGGGCAUCACUUACAAAGCCAGGGAUCUGUUCUCCAUCCCUCAUUGCCCUUGAACUGAGUGGCACACUUGGCACUAUUUCACAGGGCAGGCAAGAGUCAGCCACAUUGCUGUGAGUCUGGAGUCACAUUUAGGCCAGACCAUGUGAGGACAGCAAAUUUCCUUCCCUAAAGGACAGGAUGUGAACCCAGAUGGGUUUUGGCAACAAUCCAUGACAAUUUCAUGGUCAUAACGAGGAACAUUUACCUUGAGAUUUAAUCAGUUGAAGUUCCACCAGCAGCUGAGAUGGAUUCGAACCCUUGCCCCUAAGCUGGGUCUCUCGGUUACCUGCCCAAUCACACUGCCACCAUCUCUCUUCAAACAUCUAUCAUUUAAUAUAGAUGUGACCAUCAGGGGAACACUGAAACAGAAGGAGGCCAUUCAGCCCCUCAAGCCUGUUACACAGGAACGAUGGUUCAUGUUGAACUUUCAAGGGGCAUUCAGCCUCUUGAGUCUGUUCUGCCUUUCUGUUGGCUGGUGCGUGAUUGGAUGUAGAGCAGAUGCUGCAGUGUGUCAGUUUGAAACAACUCACCCCAUGCAAAGGAAACCCACUUUUCUAAUGGGUGGGGGAGUUCUCUCCUGCAUCAAGACAUGGUUAACCUUUAGAGGGUCCACAUAUCUGAGUGAGGGAAAGUAAACAGGCAAGAAGAGUAUCAUAUUUGUGUCCUUCGUGUGAUUUGAGGGCACUGGCAAAGUCGGCCUGUAUUACUCCCCCGCAACUGGACCAUGAGGGAGGGAGGCAGGACAGGGAGAGAGUUUUUGAAAAUGGGGGCAAUUUGGAGGGUGGGCUGGAGUUGAUGCUCCAAGUGAGGUGCAAGGGAUGAAAGAUCAGUAAGGCCCACCACUGAAAGUGAUUUUAGCCACUGUGUGUGAUGAGGAGGUCAGGCAAUGAUAACAAAUCUGUAAUAUAUUUGCCUUUAUAUAUAAAGUGCAGGGCUACACUCUUGUGUAUUUUUUUUUACGAUUUAGGAUGGAUAUAGUUUUAAUAAAUAUAUUAGGAAAGAAAAAAAAAACAAAAAAUUUCAUUGCUAAUCCUGAAAGCAUUUGUACACGAUGUAUGAAUGUGAUGAUUUUGGUGCUGCUUAUAUUUAUAUAUAAACUCCAUGUUGUACUGUU